AAGUUCUAAAGCCGAGUCAAGAAAACACAGAAUAACUCUGGCGGUUGUGAUCGUUAGUACUACUAUUGGCGGAAUUAUCUUGCUUGGGUUGUUUGUUUGGUUCAAGUUGAGGAAUAGGAAAUCCGAAAUAGAUGAAUGUUCAUCUGAACAGCCUAUGAUUCGUGACCCGAUUGAUGUCCAAUUUGAAAAGGAGACUGGCCCCAGGAAGUUUUCAUACACAGAGUUGGCUUUGGCAACAAGUAAUUUUGAUGCGGAAAAGAAGCUUGGAGAGGGAGGAUUUGGUGCGGUUUACAAAGGCGUCAUAAAUGACUUGAACUUCAAUGUUGCUGUUGAUGUUGUUGUCAAGAAGAUAUCACCAGAAUCUCGACAAGGCCUCAAGGAGUAUAUAGCAGAAGUACAGACAAUUAGUGCACUUCGGCAUCGACAUCUGGUGCAACUCAUCGGUUGGUGCCACGAAAAAGGAGAAUUCCUACUUGUCUACAAGUACAUACCCAAUGGAAGUUUAGACACCCAUCUGUUUAAAGACACUAACAUGUUAAGUUGGGAGGACCGAUACAGAAUUGUUAAAGAAUUGGCCUCGGUGUUAUUCUACCUGCAGGAACAAUGCGGCGAUCAUCAAUAUGUGUUGCACAGGGAUAUCAAAUCGAGCAACAUCAUGUUAGAUUUGGAUUUCACUGCGAAACUUGGGGAUUUCGGUUUAGCUCAGCUUCUAGAUCAUGGACAACCUUUGAAAACAACACAUGCUGCUGGAACUAGGGGUUACAUGGCUCCGGAAUACAUUACCACCAAAGUGGCUACCAAGAAAUCAGAUGUCUACAGCUUUGGAAUUGUUGCUUUGGAAAUAGCAUGUGGGAGGAGACCCAGCGUUGCCACGCCGGAAAAUGGGAAAUGCGAUAUAGUGGAGUGGGUUUGGGAACUCUAUGGGGAACGUAAAAUUCUUCAAGCAGCUGACCCAAAACUAAGUACACAUUUUGAUGAGAAACAAAUGACGUGGCUGAUGGUUGUUGGGUUAUGGUGCGCUCAUCCCGAUUACAGCAAUAGGGCUUCAAUAGAACAGGCGAUUGAAGUGCUCAACUUCAGAGCUGAAUUACCUCAUCUCCCUCCAAAGAUGCCAGUGGCAACCUUCCUUCCUGAAUAAAGUUUCAUUUUUCAAGAGCAUCUUCCCCUGCAAGCUAUAGGGGCGGCCCUGAGGGUGUUUGGGACUAUAAUUAGUAACGUAUCAUUUAAAUUUUCACAUUAGGUUUCCGAAAUCUUAGAACUGAUCCUGUCCGUAAGAGAAAUUCUCGUUUAUGGCUUGCGAAUGGCU
Molecule: messenger RNA, 1306 nt
Organism: Rosa rugosa (rugosa rose)
Lineage: Eukaryota; Viridiplantae; Streptophyta; Magnoliopsida; Rosales; Rosaceae
Product: L-type lectin-domain containing receptor kinase IX.1-like
Exons: 1
Coding region: 155-1138 (327 amino acids)
Biological process (GO): protein phosphorylation
Cellular component (GO): plasma membrane
Molecular function (GO): ATP binding; protein kinase activity
Source: RefSeq, a predicted model, not a curated record